AUGGGUCAACACUCUGCAAUCUGGCAAUCUUACGUUGAUAACAACAUCGUCGGUACCGGCCACUUCGACAAGGCUGCCAUCCUGAGCUAUGAUUUCUCCGGUGUUGAGGCUUCUUCCCCCGGUUUCACGGUUUCUCAGCAAGAAAUAAAUGGCCUGGCCAGUCUUUUCACAAAGCCAGAUGAUGCCUUCGCAAACGGCUUCACUAUUGCAGGAGAAAAGUUCCUAGCCAUCAAGGCCGACACCCGCAGUCUAUAUGGGAAGAAGGGCAAAACCGGCGUUAUCGUCGUUAGGGCCUCUUCCUGCACCAUUGUUGCUCACCACCCCGAAAAUGUCCAGACAACCAACGCAGCAACCAUCAUUGAACAACUUGUCGACUACAUCAACCAGCCCAGGUAG
This is a messenger RNA of Monascus purpureus, 396 nucleotides long. Lineage: Eukaryota; Fungi; Ascomycota; Eurotiomycetes; Eurotiales; Aspergillaceae. The record is from the annotation of a GenBank genome assembly.